This is a messenger RNA of Mya arenaria, 10413 nucleotides long. RefSeq names its product dedicator of cytokinesis protein 4-like. NCBI's taxonomy places the organism in Eukaryota, Metazoa, Mollusca, Bivalvia, Myida, Myidae. Gene Ontology annotation, cellular component: cytoplasm; plasma membrane. Gene Ontology annotation, molecular function: guanyl-nucleotide exchange factor activity; small GTPase binding. Gene Ontology annotation, biological process: small GTPase-mediated signal transduction. The record is from RefSeq and is a predicted model, not a curated record.
CCGAAACAAAUCUGACUGAGGUUUCAAUCAGGAAGUAAAAAUAACUUGACUGAAUAAUGUCUCAGUAAAAUUUAAAUUUACUGACAAUGGUGGAAAAUUACCACUGGAUUCCUUCAACGAAUAAAUAUGGUGUCGCAAUCUGCAACUACCAAGGAAGUGGUGGACACUGUUUACCUCUGUGUGUUGGAGAGACGGUCCACAUACUGGAGCAGUAUGGUGUAGGAAGAACAGCAUGGUUCAGAGGGACCACAUAUAGAAACAAGGAUAAAUUGGGCAUAUUUCCAGCAUGUAUCAUCCACAUCAAGCCUUGCAAAGUAGAAAAUGAAGGGUUUUAUGAAACGGUCACAUCAACAGAGGACCAAAUGGUGUGUGAAGUUGCCGAUGUCCUGUGGGAGUGGAGUGCAACUUGGAAACAUAUCGUAAAUAGCACCCGUCAAAGCCAGCUGUUGAGAAUGAAGAUAUUUCACAAUGUUGAAGAGCUGACUAUAUUACGUAGCGAGUUGCUGAACUGGCGCCACACUAGGGCAGAUCUUGCUGACAUGAAACGUGAUAUUGUUGGUAUCAUUGACUGGGGAAAUGGGAAACUUGGAAUGGAUCUGGUUCCCCGAAUCAAUGGUGAGCAGGUGGAUGUGGACAGAACCAGUAUCGUCCAGCUGUACCGAGUACAUGUGAACAGUGCUGAAAUAGCUCAGGAUGACAAGCCAAAGAGCAGAGCCAGGAAGUCAACGAAGUCCAGUAAAGGGGAGACAAUUGCAGAAUUGGGGAACAUUUCACACCAUUUGUUAGUUAGCUUUAAGAACUUUGGCUGUAAUGUUGGUGAUCCAACUGAAACCAUGCUGUCCCUCUACCAGUACAAAGAUAACAAACUGGUCUGUCUUACUGAGCAGUUUAUGGUCAAGUACACAAAGCUUGGAAUGCCUGAAGAUGCUGACAAGGUGGACAACUACUUUGGCCUGUUUACGGAUCUCACUAGUGAUGAGCUGGAAAAAGAGCUUUACCUUGUUGCUCACAUAUACAGAAUAGGCAAGAUGUUACAAGAGAACACAAGACGGGGCUGCAAGAACUGCUUUAAGAGGCCCUGGGGAGUUGGUGUUGUGAGUUUCAACAUUUCAAAGCUGCCCUCUGGCUUCAAAGAAUGGGAAUACCAGAUUAAAGUUCAAAAUUUUGCUGAUACCAGCAGUGAGAAUUUUAUAAACUACCACGAGUUGCUGAUAUCAAAACUGCAAGCUGGCAAUGCGAACAAUAGCCUGCCUACCAGUCAGGCUGCUUCUAGCAAACUUGGGCUAACGCUGACGGUGUCAGUGCAGGUGUUGCAUGGGGACCUUGCUUCCAUCAAGAAGGAGAACCCACUGUUGUUCGGGCGAGGGGUGGCUCACAUACAGAAGAUAGGCUUUUCCGAUGUUAUCUCCCCAGGUGAGAUCCGGAAUGACUUUUACGUGACCUUGAGGAAAGCUGACUUGGAACGUGGAAACAAAACGUCCGGGAAAAAUGUUGAGGUCAAUGUUACUGUACUGUCCGAAUCAGGAGAUCUCAUUGAGAACUGCAUUGAGUAUGGUUGUGGGGAACCGAUGCAGUCAGAAUAUAAUAGCUCUGUGUUUUACCAUAGCAACCAUCCUGAGUGGACGGAAACUAUCAGGUUGUGUAUUCCCAUUGAAACAUUCCCUCGGUGCCAUGUGUGUUUUACUCUGUACCACUGCUCAGUGUCUCACAGCAAGAAGGAGAAACGAGAACCAUAUGGGUUUGCUUUUUUUCGGGUGACCAAUUCAUCGCAGAUUGUCAUCAAGGACGGGAUACAUUCUCUCUGUGUCUACCCGAUAAAUGAGAAACAGAGGAGUGACAUGCGCAGUUUUGACAAGACCAAGUACUUCAAGAACCCUUUCCUAUUGGACGAUCUAAACGACCCCAAGCCAAUCAACCUCAUUCCAAGAAACAUACAAUUCAAGGCCAAUGAGCGUGAAUCUCUGACAGUAGAAACCCUAUUGUGUUCAGGAAAAUUUACACAAAAUGGUCACUUGCCGAGUAUCCUCAACUGGCGGGGACAGGAGUUCCGACCCAGACUCAGUGAAAACCUUGAGGUCUUGUGUACAAUAGAGGGAGCGGAGAUUGUCAAGUUUCUCCAUGACAUUCUUGACGCACUGUUCGACAUGAUGAUGGAUGAGGAUGCCAAGAAAGACUGCUCAGCUCAGAUCUUCAGGGCGCUUAUCUAUAUUUUCACACUGAUACACCAUGAGAGGUUCAAGAUGUUUAAGCCUGUCUUGGAAUCCUAUGUCACAGACACAUUCUCUGCUCUCCUUGUACACGAACCUCUGUGUCGAUGUUUUAAAGAUCUGAUAGAAGAUGCCUGCAAGCUCCCAAGUAAACAAAACUUGCAACUUAUACAGAGUUUUGAGGUAAUGGAUUUCAUCUUCCACUUCAUUGUAAGAUCAAGGAAAUUACAGGAGAAGAACAAGUUCUCAAGUGGGUCACAGGAUGCCAAACUCUUUAGGGACAAUCUACAUGACUUCUUUGUUGCCAUAGGAAACCUGCUUGCUUUGUCGCACAAUUCAAUACAGUGCUACCAGCUCAACAUCCUGAGUCAUCUGCACCUGAUGUACGAUCCACUGCUUGAGGUGCUCGGGGAUGGAGAGCUAGCAGGCCUGAUAAACCUUGCCCUUCAACACAUGCCCCCUGUCAAUGCCCUCCCGGACGAAAUCACCAAGGUGAAGCUAGAACUGCUCCGCAGAACUGUGGCCACCAGGCUGUUCUCAUGUGAUGAGUCUAGGAGUGUGUUGGUGGGUCUGUGUAUGGUAGAGGUACAGAGCUGCUUGCAGGUAAAGCACCAGACCUGUCUUGCCAUCCAGCUCCUCUCAGACGUUAUGGACCAUAUCUUCUCCCUACACCAGAGCUUCCAUUCCAAUCGCCUCAUUGAUGUUGGGGAGGUAAAGAUAGAGGAGGACAUUCAAAGCCUCGUUGAGUCGAUGUUCGAUGUGAUAAUGAACACCAUUCUUCAGCUCAGCACGCAGCCACAUGCCAUGGGUGCCCUGAUUGCAUGCCUGCUAGAGCUGUUGCGCCUUAUGGAGAAUGAACACUAUGAGGCCCUGCUGCACAUUCUUCACCGUGGCCAAGAUCUUAGAGACUUCCUCAUGCACAUUCUGGGGGUGUUCAGGGUGCUUGUCAACCCAGAUAUCUUUCCUAAGGACUGGGCUGUGAUGAGGAUGGUUACAAAUCAUGUUAUAUUCAAUUCUAUGGCCUACUUUUCCAAUGCUCUAACAGACAAGUUUCUGACUGAGGAGAGGUUUAACACAGAGGUGUGGAAUGUAUACUUCAACCUGGCAGUGUCUUUCAUCACCCAGCCCGGUCUCCAACUAGACCAGUACUCACAUGCCAAGGCAGAGAAGUUCAGAGACAGGUACCAAGACAUGCGGGUGUUGAUGGGCAUCCAGGUGGAGAGCCAGUGGAACUCCCUCGGCAUUCACCGUGCUAACUUCAUACCCGACCUUGUUGGGCCUUUCCUGCGACUCACCCUCGUUCCUGAACAGGAAGUAAGAAAGGUCACUCUGCCCAUCAUCGUGGACAUGCUGGAGUGGGACCAGAGACAGCAUGGUAACUUUGAACAGGUUGAGGGAGCUCUGAUUGAAAGACUGGAUGAGUUAUUAACCCAGCAACAUUCCGGAGAUGAAAACUACAAAAAUCUCUUCCACCAAAUAUUGUUGGAGCGUGUGCAGUCGGAGCCAAACCUGCAGGAGAAUGGCCCUCAGUUUGUGUUGUCCGUCACCCACCUACUGGAACGCCUUCUUGACUACAGGCAAGUGGUUGAUGGUGAUGAAAACAAGGACAAGAGGAUGCACUGCACAUUUAAUAUACUGAACUUCUACAGAGAUGAGAUCAAGCGUGAGGAGAUGUAUAUUCGGUACGUGAACAAGCUACAUGAGCUGCAUAUGGUGGCUAACAACCACGCUGAGGCCGGUCUCACACUACAGCUGUAUGCAAAGGUAUUGCAUUGGAGUGACAACAUAUUGCCGGCAGAGAUGAACUAUCGGGAACAGCGGGAACAGGACAGGAAGGAAAUGCUCUAUAUGCAGAUCAUCAACUCGUUUGAUCGCGGAAAAGUCUGGGAAUACGCCCUACCUUUGUGUAAAGAUCUUGCAGAAUAUUACGAGAGGAAUUUCAGCUAUAAGAAAUUAGGCGAUAUUUUGAAGCAGCAGGCAUGUUUUUACCAGAAGAUUUUGGAGGGUUCCCCCAGUGAGGACCCAGACAGCACGGACACAUUCUACCCUCGUGUGGACCCUGCCUACUAUAGGGUGGCAUAUUACGGGCAGAGUUUCCCUGCCUUUGUCAGGAACAAGCAGUUCAUAUACCGGGGAGAUGAAUGCUUGAAGCUAGACACAAUAAAGAACCACCUGACAGCAGAGUUCCCCCAGGCCACAAUCAUGUCCCACAACAACCCACUCAGUGAGGCGUACAAGGACGGCCAUCAACAGUAUAUUCAGAUCUGCAGUUUGAAGCCUGUCCCAGGACAGCGGACUGAGUUUCUGGGCAAGAAUGUGCCCCAGGAGAUACGCAACUUCUACACAAGUAAUGAGGUGGAUACAUUCCAGUUUGAUCGGCCAUACCACCGUGGUGAAAAGGAUAAGAUAAAUGAGAGCAAGACUCUCUGUAUAGAAAGAACCAAAAUGAAGACCGCAUACAAGUUUCCUGGAAUACUGCGCUGGUACGAGGUGAUAGAAAUAGAGGUGGAGAUGUUAUGUCCCAUUCGGGUUGCCAUAGAAACACUCAAAACAUACAACAGUGAGCUUUCUCUGCUCAUUGAUAGAUGUCAGGGGAAUCCUAAACUGUUUUUCCCACAAUUGGAGAUGCGGUUGAAGGGGAUGAUCAGUGCUAAUGUGAUGGGGGGCAUCGCAAAGUACCAUCAGGCAUUCUUCACAGAGGAGUUUGAGAGAGAUCACCCAGAUGAGGCCGUGUACCUGGACCAGCUUAAACAGCUGCUGCAUGAGCAGGUGCAUGUGUUGGCACCUGGGAUGCAGAUGCACGAGAAACAUGUACCCCCGAAUCUCAUGCCCCUGCAUAAAAACCUGGAAACAGAGUUCGAGGAAAUGAAGAGGACUGUAGCUCAGCAUGGUUCUUUGUACACAUCCCAGACGAGCCUGGUAGAGCAGGAUACCAACAGGGGAUCGGGCUCAUCAAGUGCCAGAUCUUCGUUGUUCUCAGAUGAUGAACUCAGCCUGACAAACUCACAGGAUGUCCCAUUUAACUUUGCGCCUUCGGAGCGUUGUAGACGGAGUUAUGUCCCGUUCCCGGAGGAGUGUAGCCUUGGGAUGGGGCCACCCCCUGUCCCCCAGAGGCCUCUGUCCAUGCUGCUGCCUCAUGAGGUCAGUCUCAGUCAGCGCUCUGGUCUGGACAAGAAGAUGGGAAGCGAUCCUAGCUUUCAGGGCCACAAAACAGAAUCCCACAUGAGGGGAUCAAUCUCAACAGGGCAUAUGCACUCGAAAGUUCAACGAACCUCAUCCGCCAUCAACACCAAAACAACACCUGCAGUUCCUGAGAGACAGAGGAAAUUUUCAGAUGAACCUAUUUCAGCAGUUCCAGCCAUUCCAACAACAUUCCAUGGAUCUUUAGGCAGGACAGAAAAAAUACCUGAGGAGAGCUAUGAGGAUUCUGGGAAACCAACACUUCCACCCAAAAAAACCAAAUCAUCUAUGUCACUAAAAAAGGACCAGACGCAGGCUUAUCCCAAGAUCAGUGGUACUGAUCUGCCUACUUCACCAUUGGCUGAUGGCCCAGACAUCCCGCCCCUUCCUCCAAGGCAGGGGUCAAUCAGCUCAGAUACCAUAGGGUUGCGAUCCCCGGACCAUGCCACAUCAAUGUCAAGGCCACCUGACCUUACCAUAUCUACGGGUACCAGACCCACAUUCGACCUGACAAGCCCACAGCAGUCACCUCCUGCACAAGCAGUAACUACUAGACACCGAGGGCCAUUAGCUCCCCAACGACCUCCAUCAAAUCACAGUCCUGGUGCUGGCAAAAACAGAAAUUUUAGGGAGAAUGACGAUAAAUUGACAUCCCCCUCAACAGCCCCACCGAUUCCUAGCAGAUUGGGAUCAAAUGUUCCUCGGAUACCCAGCCCAAGACCUCGUAUAAAUCAAUCUUUGGCAGUCCCAAAGAAAUCAGAUGAUCAUUCUACAAAUUUGUGAUCAAUUUAUGAUUGCAAAAAAUUACACAAAAACAAAUGAAAAGAAGUGUCACAGUAGAUGUGAAUAAUUUGUACAAUUUGUGUUAUAAGUGUAUAAUAUAUAUAUAUUAUUAGAACAAAAUUGAAAUAUUCUGGUUGAAGAUCAGUGUCCUGCAGUUUUGACAGGCUUUUAAAGAUUUUCUCACUGGAAAAGGUAUUGACUGAAAAAUAUAAGCCUGUUUUUGAGUUACACAAAUAAGUGGUCAAUUGUGUGUGAUUGUUUAUUUUGAAAAAUUGUGAUGUCCUGAAAUCUGCACAAAGGGGCAAAGAUGUGGGCAAUCAAUAAGGCCUACUUUAAGCUACCAGGUAACAGUUAGAAGCAGUACCUGGCAUUUUUUACAUUAAACCCAAUAAAUGCUUUUUAUCACUCUUAAUUGAAUGCCAUCCCGAUAUCAGCUUAAAUACUCUCAUUCAUUGUAACAAUGAGGUGAAUAUAGUGUGUUUGAUGAAAAUGAUACAAUUUGAUAGCAAAAAAAUCGACCACAUGAAGGCCGAUUUCAAUCUAAAUUAUGACCAUUUCCUUGUUAAAAAUUAAAAUACAGCAAUAAUAUUAUUUUCUCAUUUGAAUUGCUUCUUGGAAUUUUGCGAUAUUAUUACCCCUGAGGUUUCCAAAAAUAAAACUAGACGAGCAUGUGUUUGUAUGAGUUGUCUCCAUUAAUAAACCAAAUAAUCAACAAAAAUCAAGGUGAAUUUUGUAUUCAGGAUGUGGACAUCGGUGUUGCAUUUCUACCUUUUUUUAAUCAAGCAAUUUAAUGAAAUCCAUUCCUGAAAGUUUGUCGCACAAUUAUUGAUACAAUAAUGACAAAAUAUGUUUUUGGGGAAAACCCGAUAGCUAUAAAUAAAUAAGGAAAUUGGUCUUGGUAGCUUGAGAUUAACUGCGCAUGCAUAUUGACACUACACAUGCAGUCAAUACCAUGUGACUAUGAUGUAUGUGAGAAUGUUUGUACUUUUGAACCAAUCACAAAAUCUGCAUGAUUCUUUUGAAACAAAUAACAUUCAAGGCAAAAUGACACAUUUUUUAUGAAUUUACAUGAACAAUUGCCAAGAACAAAAUAAAUGGAGGAAAAAAAAUGACGAUUGUUGGCUACUGUUCUCCAACCAGUUACUGUUUUUAUUUUUAAUGUCAUUAAUUCAUGUUACUGAUUUUUUACAAUAAAUCUACAACAAUUUGUUUAUUAUAUAUUUUUUUUGAGAUUUUAUUCUGCAUAAUAAAUUUGUAUUGUGUGAUUUUAUAUUUAAAUACAGCAAUAGCUCAUAAUGUAUACACUAGUACAUGAGCUGAAUGUUAUUAUAUAUUGUUUUUAAAUCAUGAUAUUUUUUUCUACCAUAAUGUACUUAAAUGAUUCAAAGAAGAUAGCUAUUAAUUGUUUCUCAAUCUACGGAUGUGUACUUUUAGGACAAAUGUUGAUGCAUAUUCUGUUUACAUUCUAGGACAAAUGUUGAUGCAUAUUCUGUAAUACUUCCUAGGACAAAUGAUGAUGUAUUCUGUGCUACUUUUCAGGACAAAUGUUGAUGUAUUUUGUGCUACUUUCUAGGACAAAUGUUGAUGCAUAUUCUGUAAUACUUCCUAGGACAAAGGAUGAUGUAUUCUGUAAAACUUCCUAGGACAAAUGAUGAUGUAUUCUGUAAUACUUUCCAGGACAAAUGUUGAUGUAUUCUGGCUACUUCCUAGGACAAAUGUUGAUGUAUUCUUUGCUACUUUCUAGGACAAAUGUUGAUGCAUAUUCUGUAAUCUAUAGAAGUAGGAUGCUAGUAAAACUAACAAUUGUAUUUGCGCUCUCUGAUUUUGUCAAUUUAAUGAUCAAGUCUUCUUUAAAACUAGUGAUGAAAGUUCAAUGAAACUUGUAACAUAGACAGAUGGCCAUAUGCACAAGUGCAAUGCAUAAGAACCAUAAUCCUAUCUUGAGUGAUUGCUGAAUCUUCCACUUUCACAGAAUGUUUUCUUUAGGAAGCUGCUUCAUCAUGUCCAUAAUAAUGCUACAGUAAAAACAUUCACCUUCUACUGAUAUAUACCCUGGUAGGUCAGUUCAACCAUUCACUGUCUACUGAUGUAUACCCUGGCAGGUCAGUUCAAUCAUUCACCUUCUACUGAUAUAUCCCCUGGCAGAUCAGUUCAACCAUUCACUGUCUACUGAUGUAUACCCUGGCAGGUCAGUUCAACCAUUCACCUUCUACUGAUGUAUACCCUGGCAGGUCAGUUCAACCAUUCACCUUCUACUGAUAUAUAACCUGGUAGGUCAGUUCAACCAUUCACCGUCUACUUAUGUAUACCCUGGUAGGUCAGUUCAACCAUUCACCGUCUACUUAUGUAUACCCUGGUAGGUCAGUUCAACCAUUCACCUUCUACUGAUGUAUACCCUGGUAGGUCAGUUCAACCAUUCACCUUCUACUUAUGUAUAACCUGGUAGGUCAGUUCAACCAUUCACCUUCUACUGAUAUAUAACCUGGUAGGUCAGUUCAAUCAUUCACAGUCUACUGAUAUAUCCCCUGGUAGGUCAGUUCAACCAUUCACCGUCUACUGAUGUAUAUACCCUGGCAGGUCAGUUCAAUCUUUCAGAGUCUACUGAUGUAUCCCCUGGCUGGUCAGUUAAACCAUUCACCGUCUACUGAUGUAUACCCUGGCAGGUCAGUUCAACCAUUCACCUUCUACUGAUAUAUCCCCUGGCAGGUCAGUUCAACCAUUCAUCUUCUACUGAUAUAUCCCCUGGCAGAUCAGUUCAACCAUUCACCUUCUACUGAUGUAUACCCUGGCAGGUCAGUUCAACCAUUCACCUUCUACUGAUAUAUCCCCUGGCAUGUCAGUUCAACCAUACACCGUCUACUGAUAUAUCCCCUGGCAGGUCAGUUCAACCAUUCACCGUCUACUGAUGUAUACCCUGGUAGGUCAGUUCAACCAUACACCGUCUACUGAUAUAUCCCCUGGUAGGUCAGUUCAACCAUUCACCUUCUACUGAUAUAUCCCCUGGCAUGUCAGUUCAACCAUUCACCGUCUACUGAUGUAUACCCUGGCAGGUCAGUUCAACCAUUCAUCUUCUACUGAUAUAUCCCCUGGCAGAUCAGUUCAACCAUUCACCUUCUACUGACUUCUGAUAUAUCCCCUGGCAGGUCAGUUCAACCAUUCACCGUCUACUGAUGUAUACCCUGGUAGGUCAGUUAAACCAUUCACCUUCUACUGAUAUAUACCCUGGCAGGUCAGUUCAACCAUUCACAGUCUACUGAUAUAUACCCUGUCAGGUCAGUUCAAUCAUUCACAGUCUACUGAUGUAUACCCUGGUAGGUCAGUUAAACCAUUCACCUUCUACUGAUAUAUACCCUGGCAGGUCAGUUCAAUCAUUCACAGUCUACUGAUAUAUCCCCUGGUAGGUCAGUUCAACCAUUCACCGUCUACUGAUGUAUACCCUGGCAGGUCAGUUCAAUCUUUCAGAGUCUACUGAUGUAUCCCCUGGCUGGUCAGUUAAACCAUUCACCGUCUACUGAUGUAUACCCUGGCAGGUCAGUUCAACCAUUCACCUUCUACUGAUAUAUCCCCUGGCAGAUCAGUUCAACCAUUCACCUUCUACUGAUGUAUCCCCUGGCAUGUCAGUUCAACCAUUCACCUUCUACUGAUAUAAGCCCUGGUAGGUAUUACAAUUGCAGCCUUUUCAUGGACAAUGGGCGUUUGGGGGCAUCCAUUGCUUCCAGUGAUACCAUUGUUGAUCACACAUUGUCCUAUUUAGAGAGUAGGAAGAAUAUUUACUUGUACCAUACAUGUUAUUUUACUGAUUCUUUUUAAACAUGACUGUGUUUGUCUGACAAGUUUAAAGGUUAUGGGCAUGCUUCAUUUAAAUACUUUGUCAAUUACAAAUGUGCCUAGUUAUCCAGACUAAUUAUCAAAUACUAUAAUUAUGUUAAUGUUUUGUGUAUAAUUAUGUUAAUGUAUUGUGUAUAAUUAUGUUAAUCAGAAAACAGUAUAAUCAUGAGCAUGCUACUAAAUUUCAUGUCAUUUGUUGAGAGACCUGAAAGUGCUGGACUUGUGUAUGUACUGGUAUAUAUGAUAUGAUCAAGUUAUUUCUUACGUUACAAAGACAAUUUAUUUUGCUAUUUUAGCUAACAAACACUACUUAAGAGCAACAGUGUGUACAUUUGUUGGUUAUUUUUAUACCUUUUUCACUGUUUUUAUUGCUAAAUUCUAAUUUAAUGUGAUCAAAUUAAAUCUAUAAAAUCAU